CAUGCUGGCAAAACGAAUAAUCUUUUCGCAAGGCUGACACAUUUCAGAAGAACAAACGAGUUGCAAAAACAGCAUGAAAAGCUUGAAAUUCUUGGCAGCAGAGGGUUUCGUUCGAAGUGGCCCGUGUGCCAGUAGGAAUCUGAGUUGCUUGUCUUAUAACCUUUACCCAAUCUUGUUUAAAGCCAGCUACCUGCUUGAAGAGGCGGAUGUGCUGCGUAACUUGGUCAAGACGUGGCCCCUCACUGAGCUCAACCUGCGGAGAUUGCUGGGAAAAACUCCAGACUGCAAGAUAGAUCUCACCUCACGCACCUGCUGUCUCUGUCUCAAAGCCCUGCUUAUGGGAUUGAAGGACUAUGUUCUUUGUGAACCAACCACAUAUGCCAAAGUCCUGCGAGUGGUGGAUCUGACCGUGUUGCAGGAUAUCGAGCACCAGGCCUGCCCAUGCAGAAGCUCGCUGGGCCGCUGGGCUCGCACCGAACUGCUCACACGUAUGUGCUAUGAGACCAUGGUGGCCAUGCAGGGAGACGAAGCAGCAGCAGCAGCCUGGGACGUGGAGGUGGAUGUCCGGCUCAAUGCCUUUGUGACAGGAAGAAACUAUGAAAUGGUCUUGCAGGCUCUAUUGUUGCUCAGGCACUGUCCGUUGAAGCUGCGCUGUGUGGGUUUGCGUGCGGACUCACUUCCUCUAAAGAGCCUCUUUUAUUUGCUGCGUCUGGUCAACACUGAAGGCCUGCAGAAGUUGGAGGUGGUGCAUAACGUACAUUUGGAGGCUCCACAUCUGGAGGUGAUGAUGUCACAGCUUCGCUUUCCCCAGCUGCGCUCGCUCACCUUACCGGCGCAGGCGCUGGAUGUACGCAGGCUGACUCGGGGCGAUGAGGACCUCCUUGUGACGCUGGGAGAGCUGAUGAGUAAGAUGACAGAGCUAAGAGAACUCUACCUGGGCUUCUCAACUGUUACAGGACAACUGAGACGACUGCUCAGUCCUCUGCACACCCCACUGCAGUGUAUAGAACUGGCUAACUGUUGCCUUAGCCCUGUGGACAUGGCAUAUCUGGCCAACAGCCUGCACAGCGAGUUUCUGGUAAAACUGGACCUGAGUGGCCACGUGGUAGCCGAUCUAUUCCCGAACACCUUCCGUAAACUGUUGCAUCGCUGCUCAACUACGCUCAGCAGUCUGAGUUUGGAGGAGUGCGGUCUGUCGGAUGACCACCUGGACCUCCUCAUUCAUGCACUGGAACCUUGUAAUGCCAUGCAAGAGCUUAAGAUUCUGGGCAACCCGCUGAGCACAGCAGCCCUGCGGCAGCUUUUUAACAUGCUGGCACAAGGCUAUCCAGCGCUACGUUAUAUAGAGCUGCCAGUGCCGCGUGACUGCUACUCUGAAGAUGUAACCUACCCACUGGAUGAUUCCACGCUGCUGAGUUACGAUCAAGUGAAGUUCGACCAAGCAAGAAGCGAACUGGUGGCCAUCCUGGAACGAGCUGGGAAAGAACAAAUAGAAGUAUGCACACCACUGCUUGGGGUCUAUGAUCCCGACAUCCACGAGACAAGCAACGAACUAGGGAUUUCUAUGUUGCAGUCCUUUAAUACGGUCGUAGGGAACUUUAUACACACUGUAACGAGCGUGAAUGAACGGAGGGAACAUAGUCUAAAUGAGUGAAACCAAGGAACAGGGAAAUUUUUUGUCCUAUCAAAAUAUAAAAUACUAAUUGGACUUUUAAUAGGAGUCCAUGGUGAAGAACAUGGCCGGAAUUGUGCAAUAUAGAAUUAGAUUUAGAUCAUUCUUAUGUUGUUCAUUCUCAUGCAGUGUAAAUGUUUCAAAAUAAUUUUUCAUCCCCAAGUUCUUAUAAUCACUCACACAGACAGGGGUGUCAACGUUGCAAACCAUAAAAUAUACAGGCUAAGAGAAAUAAAAAGUACUAAGCUUCAUCACUGUAACACUGUAAAAGUUAUUCACGCAUCUUUGACAUUCAGUGUUUUUACCCUGUUUGAGUCUUUAGAAACAGAAAAAACAUGUCUUCUGCAUCAAUGAAGGUUCAGAAGUUGGCUUUUAAACUUUCAACAAAUCGUUAACACUGUUCCAAUACCAGUUUAACUGCUACUCUGAAGCCGGAAAGGUUCCCAGCAACUGUGUUGCAGUGGUUUAUUUUUGAAUGUAACAUGUAGCUCACAUUAAUUCUUAAGUGAUGUAUAAUUAGUUCCAUCCAUAACUGUAAGGAAAAAAUGGCAUUUUGUAGAGCCUUUGGUCAUAUGUAAAUGCUGGGAUUUAAAAGCAUUAUAUAUUGUUAUGGUUAUAGUAUAAUAUAUACUUUAGAUUUUACAUAACCACAAACUUCCUUUUUUUGUGUG
This is a messenger RNA of Clarias gariepinus (North African catfish), 2343 nucleotides long. It is a transcript of the gene lrrc14b, whose product is annotated as leucine rich repeat containing 14B. Bases 74 to 1654 code for a protein of 526 amino acids. The record is from RefSeq and is a predicted model, not a curated record. Gene Ontology annotation, biological process: negative regulation of apoptotic process; positive regulation of cell population proliferation; negative regulation of cell differentiation. Gene Ontology annotation, cellular component: cytoplasm. NCBI's taxonomy places the organism in Eukaryota, Metazoa, Chordata, Actinopteri, Siluriformes, Clariidae. The transcript is spliced from 3 exons.